ACCCCAUGGCUCUCUUUUAGGGGUACCCAUGCUUCAGUCAGGGAUAGUUAUGCCCUGAGCCAGAUGCGGGUCUUGUUCAUUGGCCGCCGGGACCCUGUCUGGUACCUGGGAGAGCGGGUACGUAUGCAGACGGUCGGGGCUUUUUCGGUGCCCAGGCCUCCGCCUGCGACCAUGCUGUCUACUCGCUCGAUAGGCGAGUCGUGGAGGGUCCACUCGAGGACUGGCGUGCCGGCGACGGAGUUGGUGAUAGAGGGAGCUAGCUAUUACCAGUUUAUCCAGGAUUCUCUUCGUCUCCCGGAGCCUGGCGCUGAGUGUCCUGACCCUUCGUUGGGGGGAUGGGUGCUUCCCGAUGCUCGGAUCUCGUAUACCGGAGAGAGUGGAUUCGAGAUUGUGGAGACUUUCCCGGAAGACCGGGUUUUCCAUGCUCCGCUCCCUGAGGGAGUAGAGGCGGUAUGCACCUUUUUAUUUGUGUACUCUUCUUAUAUUUUUUCUUUCUUUUUUUACUUACAUUCUUGUUUCAGGUUCCGGCCCGUACGGCCAAUGCGAUGGUGGGGGUGAUCAACCGGUUGAAGUCUGCGUUGGUUCGAGCUCGGUCUGCACUUUCUUGCAGGAGUCCCCACUCUACUCGGGUAAUGUGUCCUCUUUUUUCCUUUUGAUCUGUACCUUUUGUUUGGCUUUCGGUUAUUCACUCUCUUUUUUAUCCUUUUUUGCAGACGGCUGCUGGACGUGCCGGGGCCGACGACGCGGGUCCCUCGGGCGGGGGACACGGUCGUGAGAGAGAGAGGGCACGGCACUCGCCCCUACGGCAUCGCCGUUCUGGCGCGGGGGUGAGUUCUUCCGGGGAGAGGUCCGAGCCGGAGCGUAGGCGAGGUUCCGUGUCGGUGGCCCGAGAGCCUAGCCCCGAGUUGCAGUCACAACCUCAUUUUUGGGGUGACUCUGGCUGGGGGCCCUCAUACCACGGGGAGUGAAGUGGAUGGACCGGCGAGGCUUGGAGACAUGGAGCCGAUGACGAGUCUUAGGCUUACCUCCUGUUUUGUACAUAUUCAUUCUUGU
This is a messenger RNA of Spinacia oleracea (spinach), 1053 nucleotides long. RefSeq lists its product as uncharacterized. Bases 64 to 558 code for a protein of 164 amino acids. Lineage: Eukaryota; Viridiplantae; Streptophyta; Magnoliopsida; Caryophyllales; Amaranthaceae. The transcript is spliced from 2 exons. The record is from RefSeq and is a predicted model, not a curated record.